AUUCAUUCAGAUCUAGGAUGUGUUAUUUUAGUGUUCCCUUUAUUUUUUUGAGCAGUGUAUAUAUGUUUAUGUUCAAUGGCCCAUGAGCACCGAUGCGUUUUAUCCAUUAUUUCUAUUCACAUGACAAGGAGUGAAAAGGAUUUUCCAGUAGAUUGUCGACUUGAUUCAUGAUGAUGACUACUAGCUUGCUAGUUAAGAUUUUGAAAGUGUAAUGUUGACAUGAUCAGUCCAAUCAAAGCUAAGGUAAAUGACCUUGAGCCUUCUUGGAUGGGCACUUCUAAUGUAACUAUUGCAGCACCCAAGGGGCUUGAAUUUUCAAGCUCUACCUGUUAAUUUUGCGGCGAUGUAGUGUCCCUAUGAGUGACAGAACACUGAGCCAAUCACGGCGCAACUAGAGAACUUUACCAACCCUUACGCUCCGUAUUUUCCCGUUGGCUGCCUCACCACCACAGCAAGCACUGAGCUAGGCUGAAACCAUGUUCAGGUUUUAUUCUAAUGCAGGCGUCAUAACCAGCCAUACAAUUACGCAAUAUAUGUCACAACAGCUGUAAAAAUGUGGGUCAUGACAGUGUUAUGACCAUAUUAUAACAGAUUAUGUCAGCUGUUAAGACAUAUUAUGGCAUGGUUAUGACCGUGUCAUAACGUGUAAUGACGCUGGGUAUCAAGUAAAGUGUUACCAAUUAUUUUCCUUAUUUCUUUUAAAUUAUGUCUUGGGAACAAUUGAACAGACACACACUUCAGUAUUUCCGUGAUAAGUGUAUAAACAUGGAUUGUGCAAUUCAGCAAACUUUUUCCCAUGGUCAGUACAACACAAAGGCCACAGGGUGUGAUACCUAAAGGAAGUUCAAUGAACGUUUUGGAUGAUAGAAAUAUCAUAGAUAUUUAUAUAUCAUUGAUAUUUCCUAUUCCUGUUUAAACUUAUUAACAAUGGAACGUUUCCAAUAAUAGAUUUUUAUCACUUGUUAUCUGCUCAGGAAAGUCAUUCCCAUUAAAUACUGACACUUGAAUAGUGUCCAUGUCCACGUAUAGUAAAAGAGCCUGGUCAUGCGGGAAAUUAGUGGUAGUACUACCAGAGUAGUGAAUUGUCACAAACGUAGACAGAGGUCGUGUCUGAAUAGCCAUACUAGCAUACUACAUACUUAAACUGCACACUAAUUUCAGGGUUUGAUCUACUAAAAUUCACUAAUCUUUUCCGACUCACGUGUUUUUACAACAGCUGAUAAUAAGAUAAAUUGACCGGCUGUACAAAAAUGAACGAAUGGCGGAAAUCAACGCAAUUGCCCAUUUAUAUAACGCAUGUCACAUACUAUACAUUUUUAUUUUUUGCAAACUAUUUAGAAGCUAGUAUGAGUAUUCAAACACAACCAGUUAUAGAUAUGUACAUAUAUAGCACGUCCUUCAAAUCACAUAGUGCAUGUCCAAAAGCUAAUAUGUGCUCAUCAUAGCCUAUCAUGCUGUGCAAUGCCAAUGUUGUAUCAUUUGCUUAAUGUAACAUUUUGCCUAGGUUAUUGUAUACUGAAGGGGUUCCCUCUGAUUUAUUUCAUCAUCUCCCUUUAAAUAAGGUGCACUGUCUCUUUAAAUCUAGACUAGCGGAGUGCGUUUUCCCUUCAUUGCCAAAAGUUAUUGGGUAUGGUUCUGGACGCCUCCAUGACUGCACGCAACCCGCAACAGCUGGUUGCAUUUAGGGGGUUUCAUUUAAAACGUAUAUUUGAUAUUAUUCUGAUGCUGGAUUUAUUCGAACAAUGCAGACCCAAAGUUAUGGAGUUAAACAAACUAUUUUGAUAGAGAAGUUACGCUUCCCGUACCGUCUUGGAAACUCUAAUCUGGAUUGGUUUGCGUAAAAAUCGAAACGUCUUCUAUCCCCGUUAUUCUGUCAACAUCUGGAUUAACCAUUCGAUGACAAAUAUUAUUUUAGAAUUUCCUUAGUUCUGUGUGAUCAUUUCCUUUUUCAUAUAUGAUAGUGUGUGGACGCUUAUCCUGGAUUUGUGCUUUUUUGGAUACCAAUGAGUUCUGCAUGUAGAUUAUGCAUUCUUUAGGAUGGGUGCGAACAAUGGGAAACAGUAUGGAAGUGAGGGUAAAGGUAGCUCCAGCAUCUCCUCUGACAUUAGUUCGAGUACAGAUCACACACCGACCAAAGCUCCAAAGAAUGUGGCUACCACCGAAGACUCAGACCGCAGCACACGGACAUUGAGCACCCCCAGCCCUGGCCUCAUCCUGCCCACAAAGUCCCCUUCCCUCUCCUCCCCAGCCCUAUCCAUCAAUGGCCAUGAGUCCACCUCCCCCUCUGGCUCUGCAGAGACCGUCGCCAUGGUACACCCCCAGCCAGGCACCCAGACCCGCUCCCGCCAAUCUAAAGGUCAACACUACUCCCCCAUCGACCUCCUCCCUGAUCAUGCUCUUCUGCAGAUCUUCUCUCACCUUCCCACCAAUCAGCUGUGCUGCUGUGCACGGGUGUGCCGGCGCUGGUACAACCUGGCAUGGGACCCGCGCCUGUGGAGCACCGUGCGUCUGACAGGCGAGCUGCUCCAUGCCGACCGUGCCCUGAGGGUGCUGACCCACCGGCUGUGUCAGGACACCCCCAACGUGUGUCUGACCCUGGAGACAGUAGUGGCCAGCGGCUGCCGGAGGCUCACUGACCGGGGGCUGCAUGCAGUGGCUCAGUGUUGCCCGGAGCUGCGCCGCCUAGAGGUGACCGGCUGCUACAACAUCUCCAAUGAGGCCGUGUUCGAGGUGGUUUCCUGUUGCCCCAACCUGGAGCACCUCAAUGUCUCAGGCUGUUCCAAGGUGACCUGCAUCAGCCUCACCCAGGAGGCUUCAGUCCAGCUCUCUCCACUGCAUGGCCAGCAGAUCUCCAUCCACUACCUGGACAUGUCUGACUGUUUUUCCCUGGAGGACCAGGGCCUCCGCACCAUUGCCUCCCACUGCCCCCGCCUCACACACCUCUACCUACGGCGCUGCACGCGCCUCACUGACGAAGCCCUGCGCCACCUGGCUCUGCACUGCCCCUCUGUCAGGGAGCUCAGCCUCAGUGACUGCCGCCUGGUGGGGGAUUUCGGGCUGCGCGAGGUGGCCCGCCUGGAGGGCUGCCUUCGCUACCUGAGUGUGGCCCACUGCGGCCGCAUCACAGACGUUGGGGUGCGCUACGUGGCUCGCUACUGCCCGCGGCUCCGGUACCUGAAUGCGCGGGGCUGCGAGGGCCUCACGGACCACGGCCUGGGACACUUGGCCAGGAGCUGCCCCAAACUCAAGUCCCUGGAUGUAGGCAAGUGCCCGUUGGUGUCAGACAGCGGGCUGGAGCAGCUGGCACUGUAUUGCCAGGGCCUGAGGAGGCUGAGCCUGAGGGCGUGCGAGAGCGUGACGGGUCGAGGGCUACGGGCCAUAGCCGCGAACUGCUGCGACCUGCAGCUGCUCAACGUACAGGACUGCGAGGUGUCGCCGGAGGCACUGCGAUUCGUUAGGCGCCACUGCAGACGCUGCGUCAUAGAGCACACGAACCCCGGGUUCUUCUGAGAGAGGGAUCACUGGAUUCACCUUCUGACAAAUGGAUAUGUUUCAAUUCCUGCUCUGGGGUUGACCAAGAAGAGGGCUGAGUUGUCAGGACUAGUUGGAAAGGGUGUGCAAUAUCCACUUGUGUCUUUUUUUAAGGUUAUUUGCAUGGUUAAUAAUGCUGUUCUUUGCGUACACUCACAUGGAAUGUAUUUAACAUAUUUAUCUGUAUAAAGGGAGGCAAAUGUUUCAAUGUAUUAGACCUUGUUUGGUAUUCCUCUCACAUGACACAUUUCAGAUGUGACGUUUGCUAUGCAAUAACAUUGAGCACUGGGUACAGAUUCAUUUCGAAUGCCUUCUCUUUACCUUUGUCCAUCUUUUGUGCUUCAUUUCAUCAACAUAAAGGAGACAGAUAUUCACCAUUACAUUGUACACAUUCCUUUUUGCGCAGGAAGUUAUUCCACACCAAACCACUAUGAAUGUAUCACUAGUAAGCUAACCCAAUAACCAGCAUAUCUGGUGACUUCUUAACCCUGUGUUCAAAUCCAGUAGGAAGAAAGGUGUAUCUUUGUCAGUCUUAAGUGCUUAUAAUGUUUCUUUUUUUUGUAUUUUGUGUGCAUAUGUACUUUAUCAAAUCUAAUAGACAAUCACUUCAAUUGAGCUCAAUGGUGUCAUGCGUCUUGACUAUUUUAUCUUGCAAAGUACAGUGUAUAGAAUUAAUGUAUGGACUCAAUGUAUGGACUCAGUGUACAACUACGUUUUUACCACCAAAUAGAAAACACAAUGAUUGAUGUUCUUUUGACCAGGAACACGUUGCUGCUACAAUUAUUCUAAUAAACAGCUUUGUAAUAAACAAUU
Messenger RNA from Oncorhynchus mykiss (rainbow trout), 4344 nucleotides. Its product is annotated as F-box/LRR-repeat protein 7. Lineage: Eukaryota; Metazoa; Chordata; Actinopteri; Salmoniformes; Salmonidae. Gene Ontology annotation, molecular function: protein binding. The record is from RefSeq and is a predicted model, not a curated record. Gene Ontology annotation, cellular component: cytoplasm.